Clupea harengus (Atlantic herring) is the source of this 4697-nucleotide messenger RNA. RefSeq names its product protein mono-ADP-ribosyltransferase PARP14-like. The coding region runs from base 257 to 4081 and encodes 1274 amino acids. NCBI's taxonomy places the organism in Eukaryota, Metazoa, Chordata, Actinopteri, Clupeiformes, Clupeidae. The record is from RefSeq and is a predicted model, not a curated record. The transcript has 10 exons. Gene Ontology annotation, cellular component: nucleus; cytoplasm. Gene Ontology annotation, molecular function: NAD+ poly-ADP-ribosyltransferase activity; transcription corepressor activity. Gene Ontology annotation, biological process: protein poly-ADP-ribosylation; negative regulation of gene expression.
UAAGGCCAAUGAGGUUUUCAACAGCAGUAACACAUUCAAUUAAAAUAGACAGGCCCACUCAUUUAUUUCGUUUUCGUUCUUUGUUGUUUUCAUAGUUAUACCAACACAUCUAUGUAUUUUAAGCAGUUAUUCGGUUCAAGUGAACAUCAUUUAGCAUUUACCACUCCCCGAGUUGACAACCUGAAAUGAAAAUGAAACUUUCUAUUUUUCAAAAAAAGCUGACUGGUCCAGUCAGAAGGCUUCCGAUGCGACCAAGAUGGAUGACUAUCCAUAUCGUGUUUUAGUAGAAGGUGAAUGGUCACCUAGCCACUGUAAAGUGCUUCGGCAAAAACUUCAAAUAUACUUUCGAAGUAAGAAGAAAUAUGGUGGGGGUGACUGUGUCGUGGAAUAUGAAGAUAAAGCAAACUCAGCUACUAUUGGAUUUAAACAAGAAGAGGUCCUAGAGCGGGUUCUUCUCCACACGCAACAUGAAAUCACCAUUGGCAACGAGCAGAUUAAGCUAUACCUCACCACGGAGAGGAAAUUGGAGGCAAAAGGCGUGCCACCUGUUGACAACCAAUCUGCUGAUGGAAAGAAAACUCAAUCCCAGUCUCAAGAUCCUCAACAUGAAGAUCCCAGUGCCUCUGGUUCUAUUGAAGUUCAGGAGGAGAGAGUUGAAGACACCUAUCGGCCCAACGCUGUUGUUGUGGAGAACAUCGCUGAAGAUAUGACCAGGGACCAUCUUGGACUGAUAGUGGAGAACAUCACUGGUAUUUCUGAGGAUGACUACAGUAUGGAGCUGAUCUAUGAGUCUUGUGUUGCUGUUGUAACAUUCACUAACCCUGAUGAUGUGAAGAAAUUUCAGACCAAAGCCAAGCUCAGCAAAAAGUUUCAGCAUUACAAUCUGACUGCCCGUGACCUGGAAAGAACCUGCUGUUUGAGGAUGGAAGGUCUGCCACCUCAGGUUGAAGAAGAUCUACUGGGUCUCUACUGUGAGAAAUUUAGAGUUGAAGUACAGAGUGUCGCUAUGAAACCCGAAGAAAACGCUGCUGUUGUCACAUUCCAAAAGCCAGAAGAUGUUGUGACCAUGUUGAACACACAGCACAAGAUCUGCAAAGUUGAGGUCAGCAUGCAUCCAUACUACAAGUCACUAGGUACAGCACUGUAUGGUAAAGACAGACCAAGAUGGAAGAUUCCGGACUCUUUCCCUGUAAGCAUCCACCCAGCACUGUAUGGAUUUCUCGUGAAGAAGCAGCUCCGAUCUCACAUCAAUGACCAGAUGCAAGCACACUUCUGCCAGAUGAGCAUGCAGAACACCAACGUUCUGCUCAGCCCACUUCCAGCCCUGCUGAAAAUGAAGGGACUCACAGCCAAACACAUAGACGGCUGGAAGGAAAACACCUUAGACGCUUUCCACCGCAUCAUGUCCAAAUACGCAAUACUUGAGAAGGUGAUGAACUCAGAUGUGUGUGGCUCAGUGGCAAAAGAGCUGCGGUUAGUUGUGCAGGACAAUGUUGUCAUGACAAUGGAUCCUGUAAAAGGGCAGUUGACGCUGGCGGGGAUGUCGAGAGACAUAGAAAACCUGAGAGGGAUAGUGGAUUGUAUUAUUCAGAAGGCAACGGAUCACCUUGAGCAGGAGAGGAACAGUGUUUCAGAGGAAAUGGAUUUGCCUCCUGAAAUGUUUAAACUCCUGCAACUUGAUGGCCUGUUACAGUACAUCACAGCCUCCUGCCCCCAGGUAUCCCUCGAUUACAAAUCCAGCAUCAAGAAACUGGUCCUCUCUGGCUUAAAAACUGAAGUUAUGUCCGUUAAAACCUGGGUCCUUGAGAAGAGAAUGCAGAUGAAUAAGAUGGCAGUGGAGCUUGACCGUCAUAUAGUGGACUUCCUGAGGGCAGUGGACAGCGAGGUGGUAUCUGAUCGUCUCUUCUUCUCCCAUAGAAUCCAUGCCAUUUAUGUGAUCAAGGAAGGAGCUGUGGUUUUGACUGCAAGCUCAGAAACAUCCCUGAGUGAGUCUAUGCAGAGGAUGAAAGAGACUCUCGCAUUUAGGGUUCUCACUGUGGUGGAUCAAGAGGUACUCAGAAAGUCAGAAUGGAAGACUCUGAACACUGAACUCCUUAGUUUGUACAACACAUCCAAGGAGAUCACACUGUUGAUAACUUCAAACAAACCUGACAGUCUUAUCAUUGCUGGCUUUAUUGAGCCUGUCAAGGAAGUCAGCCUGACUCUUGAAGAGUUCCUGCGAAAUCAUGAUCACAAAACAAUUGUGGACACUGUUAAGGUAAAAUGCUGUGCUGCAGCAAGGUUCAUUAAAGAGCAUAAGUCAGACGACUGGAAAAAGUUUGCCAAGGUUGGUGAGGUGGUGGUGAAAUUCCAUCCAAGACGCCAACUGAUCAACCUGUCAGGAGAGCGUAUCUAUGUUAAACCUGCUUUGGAUGCUUUUAAUAGGAUGGUGACCAGCUUGUUUAUAGAUGAACUGAAAGUCUCUAAGCCUGGAGCAAAGAAGUACUUCCAGGAACAAGGCAGCUUGCUACUAUCAAUGAUGUUAAGGGACCAUCGUUGUGUAGUUCUACUUCAGGAUGAUGAUAUGUUGGAGGACACAGAUGAUGAUGAUGAUGAUGAAGGAAGAAACAGGACAUUCUCAGUAUCCCCUGACUCUCAGCAAUGUUACUGUGAGGUACAGAUGCCUUGUGGGUUGCUCAUUGCAGUCAGCAAAUCAGAUAUCUGUGUGUUUCAAGCAGAUGCAGUGGUGAACUCUACCAACGAAGACCUGAAGCUCAUUGGGGGUUUGUCAUUGGCCAUGCUAAAUGCUGCUGGCCAUCAGCUCCAGAGAGACUGUGACAGUUACACAGCCAGGUAUGGAAAGCUUCGCCCUGGAAGUGCAAUUAUCACAGAGGCAGGACGUCUGCCCUGCAAACAUGUUGUCCAUGCUGUCGGCCCACGGUUCUCGGCGACUGACAGACAGACAGCAGUGCAACGUCUUAAAUCUGCCAUCACUGAAAGCCUGGACAAGGCCUCGGGGGCCAACUGCACUUCCAUCGCAAUCCCAGCAAUCAGUUCUGGAAUUUUUGGAUUCCCACUAGACCUCUGCACACACACCAUUGCCAAUGCUGUGCGUGACUACUUUGAGAACUGGAACCGGAAUUCCCUGAGCAAAGUCUACCUGGUCAACAAUGAUGACAAAACUGUGAAUGCGAUGGUUCAGGCUGUUGAGAAGGUAUUCCGUGACAUGAAUCCAAGAUCUGAAACUCCUCAUGCUCUGUCCCAGAGACAUACAUACAGGGGGAGAGGCAAUCGUGGGUCAAGUAAUCAGGGGGGAAGACCUGAGCGAACUAAAGGAUGGAAGAAUGAAACGUUCAAUGAUUUUGAAUCAGACAAAUAUAGAGAGGGAGAGAAGCAGUGGCAGAGCUCAUUCUCACGGUCACGUUCAGAGAGGUUGCCCACACAACCAGAUGCACCGGUAGUCUUGGGGAGCAAACUUACACCUGUCAAGAUAGUCCUGAAGAAAGAAAAAAUUCAAGAUGCAUAUUGCUUCAGGAGGGCAUUCAAAGGAGAAAGACCAAGAGAGAGCAAAAGUGAACCUCAAGGCAAGAGAACCGGUCAUGGCCAACAGAAGCAGAAACCACAACAGUCUUCAGAUACAUUUACAGACUGGUUUUCAUCUGGUGGUACUGAAAAACUGGCAUCUGCUGAUGAGGAUGUUUUUGAAAAAAUUAAGGUUACAGGCUGGUUUUCAUCUGGUGGCACUGAAGAACUGGCAUCUGCUGAUGAGGAGUUUGUCAUGGUGGGUGAAGAGUUUGCUCCCGCCAUAUUCCAAUUCUGUGGAGAGACGGCCCAGGAGGUCAACAGAGCCAAAGACUGCGUGACCAGUUGGAUCAUGAAAGAGCAGACUUCUACUCAGAUCCAGGACCCACUAAUUAGUCGUUUCACCCAGGCGGAUAGAAAUGAGCUUCAGAAUCUGCAGAAGGAACUGACUGUCAGCAUCAGGGUGGAGAGGAGGAACAUUGACUCCAUCAUCUACCUGGAGGGCUCGACUCGUGACGUGUUCAAGGUCGAAGGACGAAUCAGACAUAUGAUCCGGAGGGCAAAGAUGGCAUUGUGGUAAUUAGGUAGUUGUAAACAUUUAAAAGUACUUAAAAGCUUUUGUUGGCAACUAGUUUUGAUUACAAUAAUCUUCAUCAAGUAAUUGUGAUGACUUAUGGUAAUGUUAAGAACACACAAACAUGCCUGUCUUUCCCAGUGGCUACUCGGGUUAUUGUCAAUAAAGUUUUUCUCGGUCAGAAACCCUCUUAAAAUGUAAAAAAAAAAGGUUUUACAACUGUUCAGCUUUUAAUAGUGCCAGCCUUGCUGUUGUUGUUUGCAAGGCAAGUUUGUUGGUUGUUAGCUAGUUAGCUUCCCAGUUUUAGACAAAACACUGUGUCACAGGUGUCUUUAAGAUAAGAAAAAUAAUGUAGGAAAUACUGAAAAUUAAAUGUGGUUGGUUGCACAAUGAAGGGGAUAUUUUUAUUCUGUUCCAAUUUAAUAUAGAGAUUUCAGUCAGAUGUUGUAUUUUUUAUUAUUGUUUUUUUAACUUACUUAAUUAAAAAAUAUAAAUUUCACAACAGAUAUUUUGCAAUGCAGUUAUUGCAUUUUCAGCCCUCUUGCAUCAGCUUUUGUCAUAGCAUAAACACAUGGAUGUCUACGAAACCUAAUGCAAUGCUUAAAGUGGCAUUAUGUAGGAA